Molecule: messenger RNA, 426 nt
Organism: Rotaria socialis
Lineage: Eukaryota; Metazoa; Rotifera; Eurotatoria; Philodinida; Philodinidae
Source: the annotation of a GenBank genome assembly
AUGGCUCGUCUAAUACGUCGUCCUUCAAUGGAAAAUUUAGUACUCUAUGAUCUUGAUAAAUUUAAAUUAAUUCCAUCGAUAAAUUAUAAAUUAAAUUCUCAUCGACGUGCAUCAAUGAAUCCUAAAUUUGAACGUUAUGAAUUUCUUUGCAAUGUAGAACGUAGUAGAACCGAUCCAAUUUAUGCAGCUACUCCAAUGUUUACAACAAUACCACAAUCAUCAAACGACGAGACUCAUCGACAAUUAAUUGAUUCAUCAGUAUGUUUAGAAAAUAUUAAAUCACUAUCCCAUCGAACUUCGAAAGUGGAAGAAGAAAAAGAGAAUGAAGAGGACAAAGAAGAAACUAAUGACCAACCAAAACAUGAUGAAAUUAUUCUUAAUAACGAUUGUAAAGAUAUUAUCGAGAAAAUUUUCAAUAGAAAUUAG